Messenger RNA from Darwinula stevensoni, 1009 nucleotides. NCBI's taxonomy places the organism in Eukaryota, Metazoa, Arthropoda, Ostracoda, Podocopida, Darwinulidae. The record is from the annotation of a GenBank genome assembly.
GCAGGUGAAAGUGGAACCAGGGGGCCCUUUUUGGACCCAUCUUAUAAAUAAGGGCAUGCAGCCGUGAAAUUCCAGCCGAAACACUUUUUCCGGCAUCGUCCUCGUGUGUGCGUCUUUCUUCCCAGCCGAAUCAUGAGGGGUCUAGCUUACUUUUGCAUCCUGGGAUUCCUGGGCCUCCUGCUGCUGAUCAUCAUCGUGGCAGGGGAAGGACCCGUGGAGUUGAAGAAGGGGAACGUGACGUUGGAACCGAGACCCUUCCAGAUGCCGAUGCCGAUGGCCAGGCCCAUGGCGAGGCCCUUGCCCCUCUUGCCUUUCUUCUUUCAAUCCUCGCAGGCGGGAGACUUCACUCCCGCCGCACCCCGAGCGGCAGAGACGGGGACCGGCCUUCUCAGCCUCCUCAGCCCGAUCACUUGGGUCACGCUGAUCCUCGGCGGGGUGUUCGGGGCCGCCCUCCUCCCCUGGAUUCAAACUCUCCUCCCGGGGAUCCCAGGCCUCCUCGCGGGGAUUCCACUCGGGCGCUCGGACGCCGUCAAUUACACCUUGGCAAACGCCACUGCCAGGGCCGAGAACUCGACGGCAGGGUUCGGCCUGCCGUCCUUCGAUCCCGCCAGGAUGUUGUCCGACUCUCGAACCUUGGAUUUCGCCAAUCUGGCCCUUGGGGCUGUGAUGGGGGACAAGGAAUGUCUGAAAAGGGCUUUCUGCGAAUCCGGACGCUUCCUCAAGCCUAUCCCAGCCAAGAACAUCCUUUUCUUGCUCAUGCGUCUAUUGGGGCCUCAAUGGUCAGACGGUAUAGAGAUCGCGAGGGGAAGUGCAUUGGAGCUCGACCAGAAGGGAUGCGAGGACCAGUUCAAAUGCUUCGUCGGUCCGCUUUUCGGAUGAUCUAGAUGCAUUCUCGUCAUUCAUUUGACCUUUUAGCUUUAUUCGAGAUCCGAGUAUUUUUUAAAGAUAUAACACAAAGGUUGUCCAGAUAUUUUUAUCACGAAUAAAUACCAAAAUGUAGAGAGACAAG